This is a messenger RNA of Macadamia integrifolia, 2359 nucleotides long. Its product is annotated as ferrochelatase-2, chloroplastic. The record is from RefSeq and is a predicted model, not a curated record. NCBI's taxonomy places the organism in Eukaryota, Viridiplantae, Streptophyta, Magnoliopsida, Proteales, Proteaceae. The transcript is spliced from 12 exons. Gene Ontology annotation, molecular function: protoporphyrin ferrochelatase activity. Gene Ontology annotation, biological process: heme biosynthetic process. Bases 418 to 1962 code for a protein of 514 amino acids.
AUAUUUUUUUACUCCUCAUUUCCCAUUUAACGGGAUUUGUGAUGCUCAAAGGAGUGUUGUUAUUGGAGUUGUUAGGUCAUCGCAAAAUCCAAUUAUAAUUAAAAUGCCUAUCCGUUAGAAAAAGAGAGAAAAAUAAUCCCACCAACCGUUGCCGAUUACUUUUCCACGUAUUCACUAGUCUUCUCUCAGAAAUUCUAAACCAUAGAAAGUUCGAGCUUCAGAUGGGAGUCUCUGCAACCCUGAAGCGCUCCCCCAGUUUCAGUUUACUAAUUUAGGGUUGGCAAGGAACUCGUCACUGAUUCACUUACUGUCUGAUGCUUUAAUCGGUGAAGAAGAGAGAUUACUAAAGAAGAUUCAAGACAGGCUCGUUUCCAUUCACUCUUCACUUGCAUCGCAGGCACUCGAGGUGUGAUUGACAUGGGAAGCGUUGAAUAUAUGCCAUCAAAUUUUACCAAUCAAGCUUCUUCACCUAUCAGGUCAUUUCCGCACCCAACACAUGUGGCUCAAAGGUCUCAUCGUUAUACCGGGGUCCAAGUCAAGGCUUGUCUUAAUUCAUAUCUACCAAAGAAUCACAUAAUUUCCAGGCAUUCCUCGGGUUGGCUUGAUCUACCAUCUUUGUAUCUGAAGCAUUCAUUUGAGAAGCAUUCUCUGUUAUUGAGGGCGUUAGUGACCUCUAAGACUCGAGAUGUAUCGACCACAUUUGUUAUUGGUGAAGAGAAGGUGGGAGUGUUAUUGCUGAACCUUGGAGGUCCAGAGACUCUUGAAGAUGUGCAGCCUUUCUUGUUUAAUCUUUUUGCUGACCCGGAUAUUAUAAGGCUGCCAAGAUUGUUUCGUGUCCUCCAGAAGCCCUUGGCACAAUUCAUUUCUGUUAUGAGGGCACCCAAGAGCAAAGAAGGCUAUGCUUCGAUUGGUGGUGGUUCUCCUCUUCGACAAAUAACUGAUGCACAGGCUGAAGAGUUGAGGAAAGCACUUUCGGCGAAGAAUGUUCCUGCAAAAGUGUAUGUUGGGAUGCGGUAUUGGCAUCCUUUCACUGAAGAAGCUAUUAAGCAGAUUAAAAGAGAUGGGAUAACAAAACUCGUUGUGCUUCCUCUUUACCCACAAUUUUCAAUAUCAACUAGUGGGUCUAGCCUCCGUCUGUUGGAGAAUAUAUUCAGGGAGGAUGAGUAUCUGGUUAACAUGCAGCAUACGGUUAUACCAUCCUGGUACCAGCGUGAAGGGUAUAUAAAGGCCAUGGCAAAUUUAAUUGAAAAGGAGUUAGAAAAGUUUGAUUUGCCUGAGAAGGUGAUGAUUUUUUUUAGUGCUCAUGGAGUGCCACUUGCAUAUGUGGAAGAAGCUGGUGAUCCAUACAAAACAGAGAUGGAGGAAUGUGUGGAUUUGAUAAUGGAAGAAUUGGAAAAGCGGAGAAUAAGGAAUGCAUAUACUCUUGCUUAUCAGAGUAGAGUUGGUCCAGUGGAAUGGUUGAAGCCAUACACUGAUGAGACUAUCAUUGAGCUGGGACAGAAAGGGGUGAAAAGUCUUCUUGCAGUCCCAAUUAGUUUUGUCAGUGAACACAUUGAAACUCUUGAAGAGAUCGAUGUUGAGUACAAAGAGUUAGCUUUAAAAUCUGGCAUAGAAAAUUGGGGGCGUGUUCCUGCUCUAGGGUGUGAACGCACCUUCAUUUCAGAUUUGGCAGAUGCUGUUAUUGAAAGUCUUCCAUAUGUGGGGGCAAUGGCUGUUUCAAAUCUUGAAGCUCGUCAGUCUCUUGUUCCCCUUGGUAGUGUGGAAGAGCUAUUGGCCGCAUAUGAUUCACAACGGAGAGAACUACCACCACCUGUUACAGUAUGGGAAUGGGGUUGGACCAAAAGUGCUGAAACAUGGAAUGGGAGGGCUGCCAUGUUGGCAGUGCUUGUUCUAUUGGUCUUGGAAGUGACAACCGGAGAAGGGUUCUUACACCAGUGGGGCAUAUUGCCCUUAUUUCACUGAAUGAAGUCUGCAAGUGUUUCCUUUCGUAAUGGAUGAAGCUUAGGGUAAGACCUAUCCAAUUCUAUGUUGUUUUCUCUCUUUCUUUUUUAAAGCAUUUAGUUGUGGAUCUAUACCAUCUGAGUACUCAAUUAGUCAAACACCUCCCACUAAUAUAUGAUGUGGUAUCAGUCGAAAGGCUUGCUUUUGUACAAAUUGUAUCAAAUCUUAAGCUAUUGUUCCCUAUACAAUUGUCUUAGGUAAUUUUCUUGUAAGGGUAAACUGGUAAUGUGACGUGUCAUAACCAAGUCUUCUUUUUACAUUUAUAUUCACUUACUGUAUGCCAAUCUCUUAGCAUUUUGGCCCUUUUCAACAUUUUAUCAUUUUGAUGGAUUAAUUCAAGCAUAAAGGCAUAUGAAUC